GUAAUAUUUAGUGUUGUGGUUGGCCUUGAACUUUUUCUUUCGCAUUCAAAAUCGUCGUUUUCCAACGCACGGAAAUCAGUCAAGGCAUCGUCAUCUAUUAAAUCUUGGAUUUCCGGUAAGAUCUUUGACUUCGAGCUUUGAUUUGUAUGACUAUGAAUUACAGUAUCGCGGCUUUGCAUUUUCUUAUGAUUUCCACGUCUAUUUAGUUUAUGUCACAGCAUUUUGGCAAUUUUCUGUUUGAUUUUACUUUGCUUGUAAGAUUUAUAUUAAUUCAAACAAAGAACGUAUUCGAACUUCGUUUCUCCUGACUUUGAUGAUUCAACAUCCAGAAAAUAGGCGUCUCCUUUAAUAAAAUGCCACGUUUUUUGCAAAUUUCCAACAAUGCUUUGUUUGCAUUUUCUCCAGUAUCUGUGUAAAUAGGGGAAAUUAUCAGUGCUUUGCCAUACAGAAAUUGCCAGCCCUGGGAAGGGUCAGUUCAGUAGAAAUUUGAUACAAGUGUUCAACUGUUGUGAUACCUUUGUGAAAUUUGCGUUUGCAACUCGUUUCGAUAGAAAUUCAUUUUAAGGAUUGAAAUUACAUUUUAAUAGUAGAUUUUACCAAUUCAUAUUUGUUGAACAGAGCGCUCAAACCUCGUUCAAACUGCCUGCCAGCUGAACAAACAAACCGAGAAUGGAAAGUCUUGUAUUAAAGCUAAAUGUUUUUUAAAAGAUUUUUGAAGAGAAAAAGAACAGUGUUGUCGGUCCCCAAAACUUUAUACUUAUGUACGACACGGGACAUUAUUUUAAUAUUUUACAUUUCCAACGGUCAAUAGUACAAUUUUUUGAUGAAAUAUCUCGAUGGAAGGAACUUUUGAACUAGAUUUUAUAUCGGUGUAGUGGUUUUGUUAAAUCCUCUGCGACCAUAUCCAUGGCGCAGGCAAUGACACCGAAACGAUGAUACCCAAAUGCCGCGCAGCGUCCCGAAUUCUAAAGAUGUUUGUAGAAUAAUUGUGUGAUUUUUGUCAUCUCCAAAACAUUGCGCAAAAUGUUAUUAUUUUUCGCGACAUGUAGUUUCGGCAGACGUUUUUAAACUUUGUGGCGUGCGGUUAAUAGUUCGCGCGAAACUAUAAAUUAUUCAAAUUUAGACCUGUUUGAUAUUCCCGCGGGAGAUCCAAAUAAAAAAAACAGUGUACGUUUGCGAGACAAGGGUGUGUGAAUUUCACAGGGUGCCAGUGUAUGAACUGUACAUAAUUUUACCUAUUUUUACUUUUUUACAUACUCUUGGGCUAGUUUUUAUUUAUGUAAUUAUAUACGAUGUGUUUUAAUAUUUUAAUCAGUUUAUGAUUACGAUUAGUCCAUUUUACACCAUUUUUAAUGCAUGCAAUUAGGUUUUUUUUAGUUUUUUUUUUUCCAAAAAAUAGUUUCUUAAUAGGUUUUUUUAUAUUUGUAUAUGCAUAAUUCACAUUUUAUCUUGUUUUGUAUUUUUAGUUUGUCGAGCCUUUUUAACCUGAGCCUCUGGCUCCCACGUCUUCAACAUUAAAUUAAUUAUUCUAUUCUGUGACUGUAUGAUUAAGUAAAUAGGGAAUGCAGCUGUACUUUUAAGUGCUGACUUUGCAUGUGGAACUAAAAGCAGAAAAGGAAUGUCUUGUCAACUCUAGAUGGCGGGGGGAGGAGUUUGAAAUGUGUCUUUUUCUGUUUUGUCGUUUCUAGUGCAUGCAUCAAAAAAAUUUUCUCUAACAGCAGCCAGUGUUAAUUUGUGUGGUAUUCUAAGCUUUCGGUGUCCCAGGUUAUUGAUAUUAGGCUGAUUUAGCAACAGAACAGGAACGUCAUUUGAUGACAGGAAAGCGCGCGGAAAGAAUUAAACUCGACUUCCGGUGCCCAAUUUGCCGCUGUGCCAUUGGUCAAGCCAGUUGUUUGAUUUGUGCCCGCCGACGUCAACUGACGUUCCCGUUCUGUUGCUAAAUCAGCCUAUUGUUCCACAAAUCAUACCCCAGGCAUUUACUACAGAGACUAAAAAUUCCCUGAGUUUUGCACUUCCUUAAAAUCCCAUACUAAAAUGCCUUUGCCAAAAACCAUACUCUUAACAGUAGCACACACCAUAGCUUUUGUAGAAGGGUAUCCCCUCACAGAUAUUAAUAAAAAUUAUUAUUUUGCAGGGAUCAAAGGAUUAUCUGUGAAAGACUCUGUGGUAAGUAGGCUUUUUAAGACUUACCAGUACAUAGGACUUGGACUAUAUGGAGGGUUAAGGCCUGAAGGAAAAAAGGGGACUAACAAUAAAUUAUAGUAUCAUUCGAUGCAAAUUGUUCUUCCUUUUAAUUGGCCAAAAGCCCACCCUGUGAACUGCAAAUAACUGCCUACAAAUAAUGGUCUGCUCAUGCGCUAUGUCGUCCAACUGUGUUUAGCUGCAAAUAAUAUUCUGCUCAUGCGUAAACAAAACCAUGCUAUUAUCCUUCUUUAUAUUUUUCUUGUGUGAAACAUGGCAUCUGGUUACGUAUUAGCUUUCAAUUUUAGCUGUUUUUUAUUUAUCUUCAAAGUUUUUUCUAGUAUGCAUUAAUUUUGUACUAGCAUGCAGGUGACAGAGUACACCCCUGCGCCCCACAAGCACUUCCCCCACCCCUCUCUACCAGGAUGCUGUAUAGCGGUGGUUCCAGGGAGUUGUAGCUUCCUUUUAUUAGCUUUUGACUUAAUGAUGUCUCCAUUUCAGGUUACAAGUGGACAAAGACUAGAAUCAGUGAGAAAAGCAUGCAGAAGAACAAAGAAAUCUUGGGAUUCCCUCUCUCUAACAGAGAAAAAGAUCCUUGCCAAACACAUCUUAGUCAAUGAUGAACACAAGUUCCUGUUCUGCUCUGUGCCUAAAGCUGCCUGUUCAAAUUGGAAAAGAGUGUUGAUGGUGCUUCAAGGUGAAGCAGUUGAUGCUAAUGCUAUUCGCAAAGUCAAUCACAAGGGCUUUACAACAUUGGAAGAGCUACCUCCUUUGGCGGUUAAACGCACACUUAGAGAAUACUACAAGUUCAUGUUUGUUCGGAACCCUCUAUCCAGACUAGAGUCAGCAUACAAAGACAAGUUUGUUCGAAAUAACACUUCCUUUCACAAAAGCUACGGCCGAAAAAUAAUCAAGCACGUGCGUAAAAAUGCUCCAGUAAAUGCUAAAGGAGAUGAUGUGUCUCUAAAAGAGUUUUUACAGUACGUAUCAGAGAGUCAUGUAGAAGAUAUGAACGAGCACUGGAUGCCACUGUUUGAGUUAUGCCAACCUUGUGCAGUUUCAUAUGAUUUUAUAGGAUCCGUUGAAAAUCUUGAGAGCGACGCAACUGAAGUAUUAAGAGAACUUCAUGUGGAGGAGCAGGUUUCUUUUCCAAAGCAACAGUCAUGGUAUCAAACAACGGGAAAGGGACAUCAUGAUACAAAUCUUGCAGAUGUGCCAUCCAAGCUGUUGCAAAAAGUAGUGUCAAAGUAUGCCAAGGAUUAUGCGUUGUUUUCAUAUCCAAAACCUGAUGUCUGA
Porites lobata is the source of this 3477-nucleotide messenger RNA. The record is from the annotation of a GenBank genome assembly. NCBI's taxonomy places the organism in Eukaryota, Metazoa, Cnidaria, Anthozoa, Scleractinia, Poritidae.